This is a messenger RNA of Onychostoma macrolepis, 6667 nucleotides long. RefSeq names its product alpha-kinase 3b (gene alpk3b). Gene Ontology annotation, molecular function: protein serine/threonine kinase activity; ATP binding. The coding region runs from base 210 to 5603 and encodes 1797 amino acids. Lineage: Eukaryota; Metazoa; Chordata; Actinopteri; Cypriniformes; Cyprinidae. The transcript is spliced from 14 exons. The record is from RefSeq and is a predicted model, not a curated record. Gene Ontology annotation, cellular component: nucleus. Gene Ontology annotation, biological process: protein phosphorylation; cardiac muscle cell development.
AGUCCAACAGCACAGAAAGAAAACACUGAGCUUAGAGCACACCCCUGAGUGUCCAAGUAAAGACAAAAACAUAUAGGGAAUUUACUGCUGGGAUGCUGCUGUCUUACUGGUCUCCUUAACUUUCUUUUGCGGUUUCUUGUGGACAGUCUUUAAGAAUAUAUGCUGAAUAUAAGCAGCUGACUUUGAGUGGACACUUAAAGACCAAGAAGAUGAGUUCCAGAAGACUGAUGAACCGUUCGCUCUCGAGUGAUGGAAGGUCUCACUAUGGUGGCAGUGAUAUCAGCUCUCAGAAUAGAAGGGCCGGUUAUCUGAGCAGUGUUCGAUCUGAAAGCAGCUAUGCUGGUCAUAGAUUCUCUCAGAUCAAGCCAUCCAGGAGCACUCUCUGCAGUGUCAUGGCCCAACUAACUGAGGAGAUACAGCCAACAUUUGAAACCACAUUAAAAUCCAAAGCUGUGUCUGAAGACGCUAACAUCAAGUUCAGCUGUGUGGUCUCAGGCCAUCCAGUCCCCGAGGUGACGUGGUACAAAGAUGAUGUACAGCUGGACAGAUACUGCGGUCUUCCCAAAUAUGAAAUUUCACGUGAUGACAAGACACACACACUCCAAAUAUACAACUGUACUCUGGAGGAUGCUGCAAUUUACCAAGCAUCAGCACAGAACAGUCGAGGCAUCGUGUCAUGUUCAGGGGUGUUGGAGGUGGGAACAAUGAGUGAGUACAAGAUUCAUCAAAAUUACUUUGCAAAGCUUAAACUGCGAAACGAGAACCCACGUCGUGAGCAGGAGGAGCCCCGCAAUGCAGGCAAAGAGAAUGUCAGGGUGAGCAGUCCUGAAAGAGCACAAAGGAAACGUAGGUCCCCCAUGGAGAUCAGAGCAGCUGGCAGCCCUUCAGAGGAGAAAGACAUGGAGGUGGAUGCUCUCAGUCCAACACCUCCAGUUCAAGAGUCAGCAGCAGCAGCAGCAGCAUCUGUUUAUGAGAUCUCAAACUGUGAAAUGAUCACAAAUAGAGACAAAGAUGGCCAGGAGCUAACGUAUAUCCAUGAUACCGUGAAUAAUGCCUCCAGCAAACAGACUAAUGAGCAUUACGUCAAGAAGAAGAUCAAAAUCUCAACAGAAGCAACAGAGGGAAUUAAGGAAAACAGACAGACUGGAAGAAGGGAAGAGAUAAUGAAUGAGAGCGGGGUUUCCACUGAGAAGAUGGAGGUACAGAACACGGUCGAUCAGAUCACCUCCGUGACUGAAUAUGAAAACAAAAUGGACAUAACAGACAGACAAAUAAGUGAAAAACAAUCAGUGAAAGUGAACAAAAGUGCCUCAAAAGAGUCAAAGAGAGCUCAGGGUGCUCAGAUUGCCUCAGUGUCUGAAUCUAGAAACAAAAUGGACAUAACAGACACAAGAAAAAGUGAAAAAACUUCAGCACACACGAACAAAAGUGUCUCAGAAGAAUCAAAAAUAGCUCAGGGUGCUCAGAUCACAUCAGCAACAGAAUCUAAAAACAAAAUGGACAUAACAGACACAAAAGCAACUGAAAAACAGUCGGAGAGAGUGAACAAAAGUGUCUCAGAAGAAUCAAAAAUAGCUCAGGGUGUUCAGAUCACCUCAGUGACUGAAUCAAGAAUUAAAAUGGACAUAACCCCAAAUAAGAAUCAAAAAUUGUCAGUGAACGCAAACAAAAGUCCUUCAGAAGAAUCAAGGAGAGCUCAGGGUGCUCAUAUUGCCUCUGUGACUGAAUCAAGAAACAAAAUGGACAAUGCAGACACAAAAACAAAUGCAAAACAGUUGGUAAACGUAAAUAAAAGUGUCUCUGAAGAAUCAAAGAGAGCUCACCACACCUCAGUGACUGAUUCUAGAAACAAAAUGGACAUAACAGACACAAAAAUGAAUGAAAAACAGCCGGUAAAAGAAUCAAAGAGAGCUCAGGGUGUUCAGAUCACCUCAGUGACUGAAUCAAGAAACAAAAUUGACAUAAUAGUCACAAAAACUAAUGAAAAGCAGUCAGUAAAAGUAAACAAAAGUGCCUUAGAAGAAUCGAAGAGAGCUCACCACGCGUCAGUGACUGAAUCUAGAAACAGAAUGGACAUAACAGUCACAAAGAAGAAUGAAAAACUGUCAGAGAAAGUGAACAAAAGUGUCUCAGUGACUGAAUCAAGUAACAAAAUGGACAUAACAGACACAAAAACAAAUGAAAAACAGUCAGAGAAAGUGAACAAAAGUGUCUCAGAGGAAUCAAAGCGAGCUCAAGGUGCUCAGAUCACUUCAGUGACUGAGUCAAGAAUCAAAGUGGACAUAACAGACACAAAAAAGAAUGAUAAACAGUCAGAGAAAGCAAAGGAAAGUUCCUCAGAAUCAAAGAGCGUUCAAAAGCUAAUUACAACCCAGAAACGACUGCCACUGAAGUUUUCCAUGACAACCCAGAUGACCAAGGUGAUUGAAAACACAAAGCUAACUAAAUCAUCUGACAAAGGGACAUCAAACCUCCAACCUCAAGCUCUAGAUACUGUCCAGAACUGUAAUCCAAGAGUUAUAGACAGCAAGCGCAUGGAUUUUGAUGACCACAGGAAUAAAACUCCAGUAGGUACAUGUGUGAGGAUCUUUCCUCAUUCCUGUGGUGGGAAUGACGUCAAUGUGGACACAGGGGAGAGGAAUGCGUCUGCAUGCUCUCUUAGGAGCUUGUCUGCAGGUGAAACUCACACUCAACCCACAGAGCCACCAAUUUGUGGAGACGCGCCCAUGGAUUUAAAGCAACAACCCUCAUUAAUGCAUGAGGUCACUGCGAGUGUUACGGAAACACUCAGUUCCUGCCACCUCGAAUCACAGGGAAAGAAGCUGAGAACAGGUGAUCAGUCUGUCGCAUCAACAAAGAGCAGUACACUUGUCACUGAGCCUCAAAACACUCCGCCGAGUGAGAAAAUCUCCUCAGGUCAUAUUUCACACAUGCUUCAAGACGGCCAAGUCACUACAGCUAUGAGUUCCUCAUUAGGAGAUGACACAUUAACUAACAUGUGUGAGAAGGAUAGCAAAGCUGAAAGCCAAAACAUCAAAGAGUCUGAUAAACUAAAAGGUGAAGCAAAACUUGCAUCUCUUUCUAAAGAAAGGUCAAUGGCAAACUCAAACCAUUACACAAAUCAAGUCAUCGUCACAGAACUUGUACAAUUUCGCACGACAAACUCAGAUGUGGUGCAACCACAGACCAUGAAUGACUCAUCAAUCUCUAAUGUUCAAAUGAAGGAUAAUAAGGCCCAAGAGUGUCAGAGCACUUCUCUUGAAGCUACAGACAAUGUUGCUAAAAUGGACAAACAGGCACAGUCAAAUGAAACCACAUCGGAACUGCCCAAAUUAACUCAUCACGAGAUGCAGAGUUACUCUGCAAAAAAAGGCAAUGAUCAUUCUGGCCCCUCUACAUUCCUCUCCCAACAUUCAAAGGUUUUACCCACAGAAUUUACCAUUCCUACAAUAUAUAUAACAGAUGUGGACAGCACAUCUCAAAAUAGUACAGAAACAGAACACACUGUAGAUUCUGUUCAAAUCAGAACUGAAAUGAAUACAGCAACCUCUAAAGUGACAGAUAGCAACACAAUCGUACAAGUAAGUAAUAUAUCUGAAUGCACAGACACCACGAACAAAACCACAGCCGAUGAAAAGCUUGAUCUUUCCCUGCAUUCGCAACCCUCUGAAGUCAACAAGCCUGAUCAACAGCCACAAACUCAAGAAAAACUGAUUCAAGGACCUGAAUCAAGUCAUUGUGUCACUGACUUUGUUGCAUCAGACUUAAUUAGACUGAAAGAUGUCACUAUGCAACGUCACUCUGCUGACAAAAGCAUAGAGACCAAUGAAGCUGGCUUAGCUAAAAUUAGUCAUCUUACAGAAACAGAUCUUAAUCUGAAAACUGAUUUGGACACCUUCAUAAAACAAAUGAAGUUGGCUGCAUUAGAUCUUGAGAGUUCAAAUCUAAGUACUACAGCCAAGGUAAAUGCUGCACCACAUAUAAAUGCGAAAGACAAUGUUAAAUGUGGCGAGGAAGUAAAUUCUGCAGUGACAGAGCUCACUACCUGUAAGGUAACAAUUCCAUUGAAGACUACAGACCAGAUCUUCAACUCUACUGCUGCCCACAGCGAGCUUGUCACCAAGACUGAUCAAAAGACUACAUUACCCAGGACUAAAACAGAGAAGAGUCUUGAAGAAGCAAACAGAGAUUCAUAUCAGGGGGAUAAAUUAUCUUUGAAAACACAACCUGCAUCUCCAUUACAAUCAGUUAGUAACCCACCAUCGAAGACAUCAUUGGAAACACACUCCCCUCGUCUCACCCGGAGGACUGUCCAGGCUGACCUCCCCAAACCUGCAGGAAAUGAGUAUGUUCAGCCCAAACCAACAGAGAAAGACAAAGAAAACCAAUUCAAAGUCCCACAGGUUAUCCGUAAAAUCCGACCAGAGGUGUUUGAUGCCUCUGGACAUCUGAAACUCUGGUGUCAGUUUUUCAACAUAAUAAGUGACUCAACAAUAAAAUGGUACAAGGAUGAAGUGGAAAUUGCUGAGAUAAAGAGAAGUGCAGGAGAUGAGACUCAAGUGUGCUUGGCUAUUAUACAGAUGUCCAAAAGAGACAGUGGUGUUUACAGAUGCACCAUUACCAAUGAAUAUGGCAAAGAUUCCACGGAGUAUCUUCUUAGCGCAGAGUUUCUGUCUGAUAUGUUUCUGCAUGAGGAGCUCCAGGAAGUUGGGGAGGAGAUUGAGAUGACUCCUCUGAUCUUCGGUAAAGGUCUUGCUGAUGCAGGUUGCUGGGGCACAAAGUUCUACGGUCGGGUCACAACGGAAGAAGCUCAGGUCGGACUGGGAUGCGAGCACAAAACCAGACGGCUGAAAGCGAUCUAUGGAUUAGAUCCUGUGUUUGAGUCAGGCAGCUCAUGUUUUAUGAAAGUGCGAAGCCCUAUUGCAUAUGAGAGCAGAGAGGAGACUGUCUUGGCUGAAAGGAAUCUUCAAAUCACAAAACAGGACUGUAGAAUUCAGAACAUGGCUAGAGAGUACUUCAAGAUCUUUGCUACAGAGACAAGAGUGAUAGAGAGCUUUGGUGCAGCACUGGAGGUAAACCCGCUAUACUUCAUGUACUUGCCAGCGAGCAGUAUUCCUUAUGCAACAGUGGAGGCAGAGCUUAAGGGUGUCUAUUUGCGGUAUUGUGGACUGGAUUGCACCAGGUCACUGGUAUUUAAUGAGAAGUUAGAAGUGGCACAAAAGUGUUCUUGUCUCCAGCACUGGAUCUACCAGUGGACCAAUGGAAAUGUGCUGUUCUCCAGACUUGAGGGAGUUGACACAAUACUGACAAAUAUCGGAAUAGCAGUCAGGUCAAAGGGGUAUCAGGGGUUUCCUUGUGAGGCUAAUCCAAAGGUUUUCGAGCAGUUUCAGUUUCAGCAUCAGUGUAAUUACUUCUGUGGUCUCUUAAACCUCAAACCUCUCAAAGCCCCAGAAACACUUCAGACUUCAACCAGACCCAAGGGCUCAAGCAGCCCGCUACUACAACGAAAAACAGUACCCAGCUCCUCCAGUCCCCAGACCCCACGCAAGGCCACAAAGAGCCCCAAAGUAUCCCGCAAACUGAACCCACAGACAUCCACCUAACUCAAUCCAUUUACAGAACUAAAUGGAAAAAAGAGAUGUCUGUCUGUUAUUGAAUCGGAACGUCGAUCACUGAUCUGCAUGCAGCUGCAUUUACUACCCGAAUGUAAGUAAGAACAACAUUCUUUUGAUAAAUGCAACAUUUUACAUGAAAUAUGUAAAUCCAGAAUCAUUACCUAAUCUUCUGUUGCAGUGCUCUUUACAGAAUUUGUUUUGAAAGGGCAUUAUAAAAAUGUGUGUGAUAAUGUCAAGUGCAGCUGUAGCACUACAAACUUUAUAUUACCUCUUUGUUUAUUUAUAAAGGAAGUAUGGUGCUGUUUGUAAAUAGUAAUUAAAAAUAUGAAUUUAGUUAAUUAUAAAUGAGUGUUAUUGUAUGAGAGCAUAUUAUUUCCAUUUGGUUGUGGAUUAACAUGCAUAAUGCAUAUCUAGAAAAUGUUUCUCAAUAUUCUUAAAUAGUUUAUUUUAUAUGGGUUUUGCUCAACAAGAGGGGAAGAAAAAUGAGAGAAUAUUUAUGGCUGACCUGAGCUUGAUAUGAGAGGCAUAAUGGAAACACAGUCACUGAUGAUAACAGUAUUUAAAUAAUGACAUGACUUAAAUGUUGAGUUGACAUUUAAAAUCUUAUCUCAGAUAUCUCACAUUGCAUUACUGGAUGAACUAACAUGCAGGUGAUCAGUCUAUAAAUUUGCCUUUGGUUUAGAUGAAAAGGAAAAGGAAGCCAUCCAAAGAGUACAUAGUAAGUCUUACUUAAGAGGAAAAUUUAAUGUCAUAUGUUAUGUCUCAUGAAUGAGCGCUAAAGCAUUUUGACUUUAGGCCACAGAAUGUAAUUAAGUCAAAUAAAUAAUCACGCUAGUUUAAUUGAAUUAAUCUGCUCUACUUCACCUUGUUUAUGAGACAAGCUUGUUUACAGCUAUAGUAAAGCUAUUAUUAAUAUUUUAGCUCACCGUGACAGUCAUGAGGCACAUCACAAUAGGUUCUAGAACUGACUUUAAUGACCUUAACCCUCUGGUGUUGUUCAGUCCUUAGACAGAAAAAAAAUGUUUUGAUUUUUUAAUUUUAAUUUUUACUUA